UGCCGCGCUCGGGGUGACUUUACGAGGGGAAGGACCGCCGGGCAGGCACGCGGGAGCCGGAGUCCUUCGUCUCUCUGGAUCCUCGCCGAUCCCGAGCUGCCCUUGGCCAGAUGGGGCCCGCAGGGGCGUAAAUAACAGCGCUGAGACCGCUCCGGGAUUCCGAUGCACUUUGGCCGGGAUCUGCUUUGGCUGCUGGCCCAGCGAUCGCUCCUUGAGCGCGGGAACGUACCAUGAAUACUACUACUAAAUCGCGGCCCCUUUCGGGAGUAGGAGCCAGGACGUUAUGCACCUGGCCGGGAAGAAGGGACUAGGAGAGGCGAAACCCUGAGCCGGGUUUUCCAAAGAGCCGAGUACUUUUCCUAGCCCCGGGCCACGCACUCUUCCUCGAAAUGGACUCAGAAAUCAAGGAAGACAUUUCCGUGCAUGAGGAAUUCAUUUUAUGUUGUGGAGUUGAAACCCAGGUUCUAAAAUGUGGGCCCUGGACUGCCCUUGUUAAUGACCAAACUGCCAACAGGCCUAAGCUGCUUAUUUUCAUUAUUACUGGUAACCCAGGUUUUUCUGCCUUUUAUGUGCCAUUUGCAAAGGCGUUGCACUCUUUAACAAACAGACGCUUUCCAGUUUGGAUUAUCAGUCAGGCUGGGCACAGUUUGACCCCCAAAGACAAGAAGAUUCUUAGAACCUUGGACGACCCAAAUGCUCAAGAAAUUAAGGAUGUCUAUGGACUCAGUGGUCAAGUGGAACACAAGGUAGCUUUCCUGAGGACCCACGUGCCAAAGGAAAUGAAACUGGUGCUUGUUUGCCAUUCAAUUGGCGCCUACAUUGCCCUGCAGGUCCUGAAGCGUGCCCCUGAGCUGCCAAUAAUUCGCUCCUUUAUGCUCUUUCCAACAAUUGAACGAAUGGCCGAGUCACCCAAUGGCAGGAUCGCCACUCCAUUAUUGUGCUGGCUUCGAUAUGUUUUCUAUGUUCCCGGCUACUUAUUGCUGAAACCAUGUCCGGCGAGAAUCAAGUCCUGGUUGAUCAGACUGGCCCUUCAAGUGAUGAAUGUGCAGAGUGAAAUUUCACUCCUGAAUGUGUUGGAACCAUUCUGCCUUGUUAACGUUGCCUAUCUUGGGAGCCAAGAAAUGAUGGAGGUCGUGAAGAGAGACGACGAGACCAUAAAGGAACAUUUAUCUAAGCUCACCUUUUACUAUGGUACUAUAGAUCCUUGGUGUCCAAAAGAGUACUAUGAAGACAUAAAGAAACAUUUUCCAAAAGGAGAUAUUCGACUCUGCGAGAAGAAAAUACCUCAUGCUUUUGUAUUCCGUUUUCACCAGGAAAUGGCUGACAUGGUAGCCGGCUGGCUAAAGGAUGAUCUGUCCAAAAUAGAAAAAGUGACGCAAGGAAACAAGGACUGACAGCUGGCAAAUAGAGACAAUAGCUGGACUGCCUCUUAGUAGUAAGUAGUAUACUGAGUAGGCCAAUGUUUCAUUUUAACAUUUAAUAUUCAAAGAGAAAAAGUAAGAACCUCUUGGCUUAAAGACUACCCGCACCCAGCUCCCCCUGCUCCAGGCUGAAUGAAGUAAAUAUGGCUGAUGAAAUAGUCCACAGCUUUAACCGCACAUUUUCCAAGACUCAGAGAACACAGGGAUCUCAACUGGUCUCUUCUGUUUGCACAAGAUGCCCAGUGGCACCAUCCAGUUUAUUUUGGUAGGCAGGAUCCCUGCAGACAAAAGGAAGUCUCAAUUUAGUUGAUUUUAAUCGAGUUAUGUUAUAGAAUGGGCUCUUCCAGAGGAAAUUAUGGAACACCUAGAAAAUGUAAACGUGAUCAGUGAACAUUAAGUGUAUAGUCAGGUACAUGAAGUGUGUGAGAUCAUGAGAAGGAGACACUCACAUUCCAGCCACAGGAAGUGAUGAGCAGUGGCUCUUGGCAGUAGACCUGGGUCUCCCUUAAGGACAGAAGGUGAAGAUCAGCCCAGACCAAUGUCGCGCAGGUUGUCACUGAGACCAUCAGAAGCAGGCUGGAUCCCAGGGCAGCCUGCAGACCCACUUGGUGCUACCUUGCAGGAUGUCACAGACCACCAAGUCAGCCUUCUACCUGGCCACCCGGCCCAGGCCCAGCACCAGGGGAGCCCCUGCUUGUCGCCAUCUCUGAGAAUCUUCCCCGAGGACUGUGACUCCCUGAUCCACCUUCACUAGGCAGAGAAGGAGGUCCGCCAGCUAUUGCUCUGGUCAACCAACCAGGUGAGAGCUGAAGGACCCUGACUCCGCCUCCUGUCACAAGACAGCAGCACACUCUGCUCUGAGCCUUAGCCUGCCGGGUUGUAAGCUCCCUGCAGGCUCGUCUUCUCCAGAGACAGGAUGGGGAGGCCCUGGACUGUCCCAAAUCAAGCCUGUACCUGCCCCAUGCAGUUGCCCCUUCUGUGAUUUUUUGCAGUGAAACGCACUUGAGGACCAGCAAUGAGCCAAGUACCAUGCUGGGCCCUGAGGAUAGAGUUUUUAACUAUAUUAUCAUUCUUUUUUUUCUGCAAAUCUAGUAAGUAAUUUUCAAAAGGACAUCUUUAAAUUCGUGAAUAGAGAAUUACCAUAAAUGAGUUCUCUAUUUCUGUAUUAGCUUUGUUAGCUGGAAAGAAAUUGUUUUACCAAUGGACCAAAGCAAGUCAUUAAAUUAUGUAAAUUCACCUUCUCUGGACCUUGAGGUCCAAUGGAGAAGAAGCUUGCCCUCUGGCCUCGCGUGGUUUGCUGCCUUCCCCAGACUGACUCAACCCUGGGACCUUAGGAGCCAAUAAAGCCCAUUGACUGCAGUAACCGUUGACCAUGGAUCAGAAACCUUCAGUUUUCUCCUAGAGGAAAUCCCUCAGGCAUUAUCAUUCCUUAAUGACAAUAGGAUGUUGGCCUUUCUCUCAAAGCCAAUAGCCCCCUGAUGAAAGAUUCAGCUCUGAUAUGCUGCCGGCUCCAGAGUGUUGAAGGAGCCACUGUCCUUUGGCAGGGCUUCUGCAUCAGAGCAAAUGACUCCUGGGAGGGGAAGAUCCCAGCUGAAGCAAGGAGUGCCCUUGGCCCCGGAGAGGAGCCAGUACCCACGUAGGCCGUAGGCACGUGUGUCCUGGCAUCUGCACGGGAAGGCCUUCUAGAAAUCUGAUGUUAGAAGCCAGGACUCGUGGCUCUGAUGUGCCUUGCAUAUAAGAAGCUGCUCAGUAACUAACUUGAGCACAUAAGCACUAUUCUACUGAAAUAAAGAAUAGCAUCCGCAGCUUUGCCUUUAGCAUUACUUUACAACAUUACUCCAUGUUUCAAAAGUCCACGUGUAUGAAAUUAUAUCUUAUUUUGGUUUUUCAGAGCUUAAAAAGUGAUAAAAGGUAAAAUGCUGAAGUAAAAGAUACUGGCUCUUAUUUCCUGUUUGUCAUCUAAGCACCAAUACAUUUUUUAAAUAAAUGUUUCCCUGGCACUUAAGACCUUGCCUGGCCUGGUCUCUGCCAGGGGAGGCGGGCACAAUCUGAGCAGUCCCCUGCGUUAGACGCUGGUCCACGUCUCUAUGGGAAGCUGAAAACCCGCUUCCUCAAUGCUUCUUUUAGAGAAGGAAGAAUCAGAUAUCAGGAGAUUGAAGUUUAUUUUAUUUCAUUAGGAAUUAAAAGACUAAAUGUUUCCAUGCAUAUGUAUGAUAAGGUACAUGAACUCUGGAGGUAAAAAGCACGCAGAUGGUCAAGCUCUGAUUUUCAGGCACCUUCAUCUAACUUCUCCAUGCCUCAUUAUCCUCACUUAUAAGAUAGGCUUACUAAUAAUGCACAUGUAAUAUUGUUGGAAAAAUGAAAGAUGAUGAUAAAUUUAAAGCAUUGAGGAAAAUACCCAACUAAGAGUAUCUAGUUGGCUAUAAUAAUAAUUAUUAUUAAAUAUAAUAAAAACAAAAGCCUAAGACUAAUAAGCAGUGGCUGUAACCCAUUUUCCCGAUGCAUUUCUGAAAGGAUGACCCAUUCGGCCACAGGGAUGGGUCUUGUCAAAGAUUUAACUCCGUACAGGGUUAUCUACUGCUGAGGGAAAAGCCUGCACUAGAGCCUCCAUCAAUGCCUGCGGUGGUCCUGCAUCUGUUCUGGGCCCCGGAGAGGACCAGAGGCGGUUCUCAUGGCCUGACGUCCAAAGCAGGCAGGGCCCUCCCGCCAUCUGCUUCUCUACUCAACACUUGGAAAGCCAGUGGCUUCCAAAGGCUUGCCUUCACCCUACAUUAUAUUAAAAUUCAAUUUAAUUCCCGAUUAAAGGAGACUAAGGAGACAUGAAAACAUCAUGUAACACCUGAUUCUGGGUUAGAUGUGCUUGUUAUAAGUAACAUUUGCUGGGACAAUUUGCACAACAUGAAUGGGGUCUGCAUUGGAGUAAGGCAGGGAGUCAGAGUGAGAUGUUAAUUUUCUGAUUUCAGCGGUUAGGUUGUGGAGAAGUAGGAGAGUGGCCUUAUUUGUACUGAAGACACAGUGUCUGGGGGCAAUGGGGUAGCAUGGCAGCUUACUCUCAGAUCAUUCGCAGGAGAAAAACAUCCUUUGUAUUUUACUUGCAACUUUUUUGUAAGUUUGAGAUGAUUUUGAAAUUUAUAAAAAUAAUUAUUAAAAAGAAAACCAUGCUCUCUU
Molecule: messenger RNA, 4589 nt
Organism: Hipposideros armiger (great roundleaf bat)
Lineage: Eukaryota; Metazoa; Chordata; Mammalia; Chiroptera; Hipposideridae
Gene: LDAH
Product: lipid droplet associated hydrolase
Exons: 7
Coding region: 390-1394 (334 amino acids)
Biological process (GO): lipid storage
Cellular component (GO): lipid droplet
Molecular function (GO): lipase activity
Source: RefSeq, a predicted model, not a curated record